AUGUGUUUUUUUUUUUNGUACGGGCUCCGGUGCAAGAGGGAGUUGCUGAGGGUUCAAUACUCAUUGAGCCGCAUUCGCAAUGCUGCAAGGCACCUUCUCACUUUGGAUGAGAAAAACCCUCGCCGGAUUUUCGAAGGUCAUGCUCUUCUCCGGAGAAUGAACCGGUAUGGGCUCUUGGACGAGAGCCAGAACAAGCUCGAUUAUGUCUUGGCCCUCACCGUUGAGAACUUCCUCGAGCGUCGCCUUCAAACCAUCGUCUACAAGAACAGCAUGGCUAAGUCGAUUCACCAUGCGCGUGUCCUCAUCAAGCAGAGGCAUAUCAGGGUGGGGAGGCAGGUGGUGAACAUUCCAUCGUUCAUGGUGAGAAUGGACUCCCAAAAGCAUAUUCAAUUUUCUCUCACAAGUCCCUUCGGGGGAACUGGCCGUCCUGGAAGAGUGAAGCGAAAGAACCAAAAGACAGUCGCCAAGAAGGCUGCUGGCGGUGAUGGCGAUGAAGAUUGAACCUUGGACCAUGCCCAACCUUUACAAUUUUUUAUUUUUUUCAACUUAAUUAGUUCUCCAGACUCCAAUAAACUUUGUAGUGGAUGUCGGUAUAUUUUCUGUUUUAUUAGUUUAUUAAU
This is a messenger RNA of Pistacia vera, 620 nucleotides long. RefSeq names its product 40S ribosomal protein S9-2-like. The coding region runs from base 1 to 501 and encodes 166 amino acids. Gene Ontology annotation, molecular function: rRNA binding; structural constituent of ribosome. The record is from RefSeq and is a predicted model, not a curated record. The transcript is spliced from 2 exons. NCBI's taxonomy places the organism in Eukaryota, Viridiplantae, Streptophyta, Magnoliopsida, Sapindales, Anacardiaceae. Gene Ontology annotation, cellular component: cytosolic small ribosomal subunit. Gene Ontology annotation, biological process: positive regulation of translational fidelity; translation.